AUAAUCGAACAUGAACACAUUUACUAGCUUUCGUUUAAAAUGUGCAUAUCCAACCAUAAUAAAAAUAGAACCUUUUUACAUUGCCACUAUUUAAAUCCAAUGACAUUAUAGCCUUUCCAUAUCAAAAUAACAUAGCCCUCAAUAUAGAUUGAUUCAGUUAUUUAAGAUAAUGGCGGACACGAGGCGGUCUGCCGCUGCACAGUUUUUCACGGAGGAGGGAGAUCCUGAUGCGGGACCUUCUGUUGGUUCCGUUUAUGAUAAAGUUGUUGAUUUAUUGAAUCAAGCAUCUUUGAUGUCUAAAGAUGCACAAAAAGUUGGCAAUUUGAAGCAGGUACAAGAGUUGAUUAUUCACAAAGAUUCUAAUCUGCUGGACAACUUCUUUGAUGAAAUGAUAGCAUUUCAAAGUGAUAGAUCUGUAGAUGUAAGGAAGUAUGUAGUAGGAUUUAUGGAAGAAGCUUGUAAGAAAGAUCCAGAACUAUUAACAAAAAUAAUGCCAUGUCUGCAACAUUUGUUGAAUGAUGAAAAUGUCAAUGUACAGAAGAGAGUCAUCCUCACUCUGUCCAGUAUCUAUAAAACACUAAUCAUGUGGUUAGCAAAAAGUAAACAUCCGACCCCGGAGAUGACCCAGGUGUGGGAUAUCAUGGCCAUGAUGAAGAAAUCACUAUAUGAUAUGCUGGAUUCUGAAAAUGAUGGUAUAAGAACACAUGCGGUGAAGUUUUCUGAAGGGAUCAUUUUGACAUUAUCUAGGAAAACCUCAGAUUCCGAGGUACCAAAGAUCCGCGGAGAAAAUGUAACCUUAGAUAGUAUACCUGAAUCAAGUAAAUAUCUGAAAGUUCAUAAACUAGAAGAGGAAGGAAAGAAAAUGUUUGAUGCUCUACUUCAGUUCCAGGCUUCACCACACAUUUCUAGUAUAAAUUUGAUGACUGUUAUGAGCAGUUUAUGUAAUAUUGCCAAACAGAGACCAGCUUUCUUUGGUAGAGUUGUACAGGCAUUUGAAACAUUACAUGUGAAUCUUCCACCAACAUUGGCUAAGUCACAAGUAAGCAGUGUUCGUAAGAAUCUCAAGAUGCAGAUGUUGUCUCUGCUCAAACACAAGUGUGCUGUAGAUUAUCUACCUAAUAUAACAACACUACUUACUGAUCUUGGGGCCACUCAAUCUGAGGUAUUAAAAGUUAUGCCAAAAAUAGAUGAGUCCAAGAAAAGGAAGAGACAAGAAGCUGAAUCUUCAACGAAGAAAAUAAGAAUAGAAAGGGAUGAUGAUGAUGAUGAUGAUAUAGGAAUGACACCAUGGACUGAUCGUGCCACUGACCAGAAACUAGCUAAUGUAAAUUUGAGACAGACUGCUAUAGAUAUAACAGCAGAUGAUUUGGCUCCGAGACUUAAUGCUAACAACGUGGCAGAUCUAGUCCUUAUAAGCAUGGUAAUGUUACCAGACACGAUGCCUGCCCACUUCCAGGCUACCUAUACCCCUAUAGCAGCUGCUGGUACAGAUGGUCAGGUCAGUCACAUGGCCAGGCUACUAGCUACACAGCUCACUAUGGCUGGCAUGGGAAAAGGUGUGGCAGAAGUACAAAGAGAGGCUGCUGAGAAGAAAACCUCACCAUUUGAUGGCAGUGAGACACCAGCAUUCCAGGGAACGUCCCCAAAACAACUCAUUUCUACCGUUGUUGGUGGUCAAAGUGCAACAUCUAAGCUAGAUAUUAUUAACAAAGCCAUGUUACCACCACCACCUUUGUUUCCUUCCAAGCGUGUUGUAAAACAUUUUAAGUUAUCAGCUGUGACUAGACCAUUAGAAGAGAAUGAGUCCGAGGAGUUAUCUUUGAUGGCACUGGAUAGAGUUUUAGCUUCUGAAAAGAAAGCAACAAUGGGGAAUGCAUUGCAUGCUCGCACCAAAAUUUUAUCAUGUCUUGUUACCCAGUUUGGAGGCGAGUUUAAAGACAUUAUACAGAACUACAUUUUCUCAGAUUUACGUAACAGAAUAGAACUAGCAUUUGCAUGGUUAUAUCAGGAAUAUGCUAACUGUAUGAACUUUAUGUCAACAUCAGUGGAGGGUAACAAACAUAACAUGUCCAGUUAUGAUGAAUGUCUCACUAGAAUAUUAAACAGUCUUAUAGAGGUUGUUGAUCAGAAGGAGAUGUUAUUUCACCGAGUUUUACUUGAAGCCCCAGCUGUAACAGAUAAUGCCCUAUAUAUUCUUAGAAGAUUUUGUGUUGAUGAUACACGUGUAGAAUCAGGUUUAGAAACAUUGAAAAAAUUGAUAAUGACACGACCAGCCCAUAGGUUACGAUUCCUGGAUGUUUUACUGGAGUUCACAUCUAGUGAUCACACAGAGCUGCGAAAUCAGGCCAUAACAUAUACCAAGAAUUUGUAUGAAACACAACAGGCACAUCAUGCUAUUGAGUAUUAUGCUGUUCAGAUGUUGAAAUAUUUAUUGUUACCAAAACCAUCUCCAGAAUUAUAUGCUAAACUGAGGGGAAGGCAAGAAGCCCCAGAGACAUGGAAUGAUGAUGCCAUAAAGAUGUCUUUAUACUUGUACCUAGGUCUACUUCCAUGUAACCAUAAACUGAUUCAUGAGUUAGCAACAGUUUAUACUUCCACAAAUGCAGAUAUCAAAAGAACAAUAUUAAGAAUGUUAGAAGCUCCUGUGAAGGGUAUGGGAAUGGAUUCUCCAGAGUUGUUGUUGUUUGUGGAGAACUGUCCUAAAGGAGCAGAAACACUAGUCACCAGGGUUAUACAUAUACUUACUGAUAAAGCUGCCCCAUCUCCGGAGCUUGUUGAACGUGUUCGUGACCUGUACCAUAAACGUGUACCUGAUGUACGCUUCCUCAUACCUGUACUGAUUGGACUUAACAAGGAUGAAGUGGUUGCAGCGUUACCUAAACUGAUCAAAUUAAAUCCUGUGGUUGUAAAAGAAGUCUUCAAUAGAUUACUGGGAGGACAUGGAGAUGUGGCCUACCAAUCACCUUUGACUCCUGCAGAACUACUUAUAGCCCUGCAUAAUUUAGAUGAUAAAGUUGACAUGAAAACAACUAUAAAAGCAACCAAUCUAUGUUUUGGAGAGAAGAAGAUCUACACUCAGGAAGUCCUGGCUCUGGUCAUGCAGAAUCUAAUGGAAAGAUCACCACUCCCUACAUUAUUCAUGAGAACUGUUUUACAAGCAUUGUCCAUGUACCCAAGGUUGCUUGGAUUGGUUCUCAAUAUAUUACAAAGGUUGAUUUUAAAGCAGGUAUGGAAACAGAAGAAGGUAUGGGAAGGAUUUGUAAGAUGUUGUCAGAGAACAAAACCACAGUCAUUUCAGGUAUUGUUACAGUUACCAGCAGACCAGCUGAAAGAUGUGUUCCAGAUAUGUCAAGAGUUACAGGAACCUCUACUCAACCAUGUCAACAAACUCACUGAUACACAGAGAUCUCACCUUUCCCCAGCUAUCAUACAGGUGUUAGAGACUGACCCUAUGAUAGAGAAACGUGAGGCUGAGGCCAGGGCUGCUCAGGAAGCGAAGGAGGAGAGAUUGAGGAAAGAGGCAGAGGAAAUGAUGAGGAUCAGAAGGGAAGCUGAGGCGAGGGCAGCGCAAAAAGACCGGGAAAUUGCUGAUAAAUCUGAAAAUGAUAGGAGAAAAGACAAAAGAAGAGAUGAAAGAGCACGUUCAAGAGAACGAUCAAGGAGUAGAGAAAGGGAGAGACCUUCUAAGGAAAACAGGGUACCAGCUAAAACAGAUGUUGUAGAUCCGAGUGAGCCAGUAUUUAUAAAACAUGGAGGUGCUGGGGAUCCGUCAGAACCGCCACGUGACAGAAGAGAAAGUAGAGGCGAAAGACGUGAAUCUCGAGAUACCAGGAUGGCCGCUUUGAAUCCGGAGCCAGGGGAUUCUGUUGAUCUCUCAGAUUUACCUCCUGUACCAAGGAGGAGAAACACUGAUAUAUUAAGGAACCCAUCACCUCAGUUACGUAACCCAUCACCUGGACACAGAAACCCUUCACCGCAUGGUGAAGCCAUGGAUGUAGAUAUAACGGCAGUGAAAUCAGAGCCAGAGGAUAAAGGAUAUGAGGAUGAAAUGUCUACCACCAAGGUUGAGAAGAGUAAAAGUGACCCAGGAGUACUGAAAAAUGGGGUUGAACGUAAACAGAUAACCAAGUCAGAUACAGAAAAUUGUAAGAGGCAGAUUAUUACACCAGAUAAAGAAGAUGGUAAAGGGCAGAUAACUCAGAUAGAUAAAGAAGAUGGUAAAGAGAAAAAAGUCAGUGAAAGUAAAAGAGGAAAAGACAGGAAGAUAUGCAAGUAUUUCAAACAUGGUCAAAAAUGCUGGAGGGGUACCAAGUGCAAAUUGGCUCAUUCAAAAGAACAUGGGCAGCAAGCGAUGGAGAGAUUUGAAGUCGAUCAGCAGCAGUAACGAGCCUGGCUAGACUGCAUGAUGCUGAUGACAAAGACUAAUCACUUCAGGUUUUAGCAGCAGGAUAUACUUUAAUUAAAUGAGAACAAAUAUCAACAAGGCAAGGCAACGUUCACAACAAUGAUUUCCUCCAAGA
This is a messenger RNA of Ruditapes philippinarum (Manila clam), 4520 nucleotides long. Its product is annotated as symplekin-like. The transcript is spliced from 37 exons. The coding region runs from base 170 to 4384 and encodes 1404 amino acids. The record is from RefSeq and is a predicted model, not a curated record. NCBI's taxonomy places the organism in Eukaryota, Metazoa, Mollusca, Bivalvia, Venerida, Veneridae. Gene Ontology annotation, cellular component: mRNA cleavage and polyadenylation specificity factor complex. Gene Ontology annotation, molecular function: metal ion binding.